This is a messenger RNA of Rhincodon typus (whale shark), 4762 nucleotides long. RefSeq names its product C-terminal-binding protein 2. The transcript has 10 exons. The record is from RefSeq and is a predicted model, not a curated record. The coding region runs from base 290 to 3106 and encodes 938 amino acids. Gene Ontology annotation, molecular function: transcription corepressor activity; NAD binding; oxidoreductase activity, acting on the CH-OH group of donors, NAD or NADP as acceptor. Lineage: Eukaryota; Metazoa; Chordata; Chondrichthyes; Orectolobiformes; Rhincodontidae.
GGGCUUGGUGGGGAAACCAGCAGCGGCCUACAGAGGAACGUGGCAGUCUGGCAGGCAAGGCAGCAGCAAGGAGAGCAAGCAUACAACUGUUGGUCGCUCUCAGAGCUGGGACUCUAGUGGAUUUUGUGAAGACAACUGGGAACACAACAGUGUAUGUGAAUACGCAAGGCAUCCUAGGAGAAGAAAUUCAUUAAACUACUACGGUGAAAUUGUCUCUGACGACCCAGAUAGCAUCAGAGUGCACAGCAACAACUUGACAGGGGGAAAUGAACAUAACUACGAAUGUUACAUGCAUUCAGACUUGGGGUUUGACCAAGUUUACCCCAAUCGGUAUGACCACAGACCUGUGAAGAAAAGUUCUGUGCCUGAUUUCUCUCAUUCUUACGAAAAACAGCCUGUUAUGUCUGGACGCAGUUCAGUGCCUCCUCAGGAUUACUACCCAGAGCCUGCUUUGGGCGUUAGGCCAUCUGAAGAGGCACGUUUUUAUAGGGAACAUAUGCUUAACAGAUCACCGCAGAAUUAUGGGAUGUCAGGAGGAAGAAUGUCAUGGGACCACUCACAAGGGAGGUCACCCCGUCCUGAGAUAAAUCGUAUGUACCAUGAUCCUUCUGGUAAGCUGAUUCUCGAUGGACAGAAAACACGUAGUCGAGAUCCUUCCCCUGCUAGGUAUGGUGCUGAAACACCUCUCCCUCGUUACGGAACAGAGCCACCAUCUCUCACUAAUAAGCAGAUGUACAGUGAUUCCACAGGUGCCCGACAGGUCGCUCCAACAUGUUUAGUUGUUGAUUCUGCCACUGGAUCUCGAUGUGAGAACACUUUGGAUAGAAUGAUGUCUCCUAGUGUAUUAAAUCACACUCCUAGACAAGGAAUGGCAACUAGAAUGAUGUCUGAUUUCAGCUUGCAGAGAGAUAGUUUGGUGUCAAAGCCAGUUUAUGAUGGUUAUGACAACACCAUGAUAGCCCGUGGCCACCUCCCUGGACAGGACAACAAGGCUGAAUUUCUAACACUGUUGCGCUCAGAGGGGCUUUCUGAAAGCACAGUUGCUGCCUUACUGCAACAAGGUUUUGAUUCAACAAGCUGCCUAGCUAUGUUAGAAGAAAAUGACAUUAAGUCAGUGGCUCCAAAUCUGGGUCAGGCCCGGUUGCUGUUACGGCUUGUCCAGAGUUGCAAAGCGGACAUGCAGUUACGACAAGAGCUGCAAAAUUCCAGUACUCGUACAAGAACACGUUCAAACAGCUUCAGCCACAGAAGUGAGCUAAUGCGUAAUGACUAUGGAGUCCAACCAGGAAUGCUCCCUACAAUAGAUAGUUCUGCUGUUCAGCAGCUACCAAUGGCAUUGCAACCAAUGUCACCCAGGCUUGCUGAAUUGACCCGCCGACCAUCGAGUGCCCCAUCUCAACAUCUCCUGGAAACCGCAACCUAUGGUUCAUCUGGGCCUGGAAGAUUAGGAAAUCAUUUUCCAAGCUUCUCGGGCUACAGCAAUCCUGUUGGGCUGCAAAAUCUGCGAUCGGGGCCUACCUAUAGUGCACAAUCUGGAAUAGCAAUGAAUACAGGACAGGUUACUCCAAAUCCAGGUCCUAAAACUGCCUAUUCUACUACUUACACUGUACCCAUUGAACUAAUGACAAGGGAGCGCAACCAAGCUCAUUCUCCAGCACACAGCCCUCACAGUAGUCCUCAGAUUCUCCGAAAGCCAGGAGCGCACAUGGAAUCUACGCUGGUACCUACAAGCUCAGCUUACAGGUUGCCGAAUACUGCAAACCAGAAAGUGACCAGACGCACAGGACCACCAAUUAUUGUCUCCACAAUGGCUUCACCUGAACCAAGUAUCCGUCCACAAAUUAUGAAUGGACCAAUGCACCCACGCCCCCUGGUGGCACUGCUAGAUGGCAGAGAUUGUACCGUGGAGAUGCCAAUCCUGAAGGACAUGGCAACUGUUGCUUUCUGUGAUGCGCAAUCUACUCAGGAGAUUCAUGAAAAGGUUCUAAAUGAGGCAGUGGGGGCAUUAAUGUACCACAAUAUCACUCUGACCAGAGAAGACCUGGAAAAGUUCAAAGCAUUGCGAAUAAUUGUACGGAUAGGCAGUGGUUAUGAUAACAUUGACGUUAAGACUGCAGGAGAGCUCGGGAUUGCAGUAUGUAACAUCCCAGCAGCAGCAGUGGAGGAGACAGCUGAUUCCACCCUCUGUCAUAUUCUGAACUUAUACCGGCGGAACACUUGGCUAUACCAGGCACUGCGUGAGGGAACCCGGGUGCAGAGCGUGGAGCAGAUCCGAGAAGUAGCAUCAGGAGCAGCAAGGAUCCGAGGGGAGACUCUGGGACUAAUUGGUUUUGGUCGUGUCGGCCAAGCAGUUGCUGUUCGAGCCAAAAUCUUUGGGUUUAAUAUAAUAUUUUAUGAUCCAUACUUGCCUGAUGGUAUUGAGCGAUCUCUAGGCGUACAGAGAGUUUAUACCCUGCAAGAUUUGCUGUACCAGAGUGACUGUGUGUCAUUGCACUGCAACCUGAAUGAACACAACCACCAUCUUAUUAAUGACUUCACCAUCAAACAGAUGAGACAGGGAGCAUUUUUGGUAAACACAGCCCGAGGCGGAUUGGUUGAUGAGAAGGCUUUAGCUCAAGGGCUGAAAGAGGGAAGGAUACGAGGUGCUGCUCUCGACGUUCACGAGAGUGAACCUUUCAGUUUUACACAGGGCCCUCUGAAAGAUGCUCCCAACUUGAUCUGCACACCACACACAUCCUGGUACAGUGAGCAGGCAUCCCUAGAGAUGAGAGAAGCAGCUGCUACUGAGAUUCGUAGAGCUAUUACAGGCCGAAUCCCAGACAGCUUAAGAAACUGUGUAAAUAAGGAUUACUUUGUUACGACUCCAGCCUGGCCAACGAUGGACCAGCAAGCUGUCCACCCGGAGCUCAAUGGAGCCACCUACAGGUACCCUCCUGGUAUAGUAGGAGUAACACCUGCAGGAAUCCCAGCAUCUAUGGAAGGAAUGGUACCUGGGGGGGUGCCCGUCUCCCAUAACCUUCCUGCAGUGGUGCAUCCUUCCCACACUCCAUCUCCCAAUCAGCCCACAAAACACGAAGGCGACAGAGAGCACACCUCUGAGCAAUAGCAUAUUACAGAGCUCAUCCAGUAUAGGGUUGGGACCAAGAGACACUGAAAAUAUCAUUAUAAAAAUUGAAUAUUUAUAGGAUAUUUGAGACCUGAAACUCUUCUAAGAAUUUGUACUCUUUACAGCCGCCAGCUUGGGAUGUUACAGUGUUAUCCAUGGAUGGGGAUAAAAGCUGCAUUAAACCCAAGAACUCCCUUCACUCAACAGAAACUAAGAAGUAUUUUACAGAGUGUUUUCCAAUGAUAUGUCCCUGUUGAUAAAUGUGUGUCACGUUCCCUCAUAUCUUUUAUCUGUUGAUCACAAACUUUACUGGGUAGACUUUUCUUAUAUCAUUUGAAAUAAGUGUUUGAUAGAUGAGGAGAGAGUGAAAUGUGUAAUUGACAGAAAAUGGUAGCCUUAGGUGUGAAAUUUUAAUAGUUAGCUUGAAGCAUUUCCCUUCAUUCUCAGGAACAAACCUUUUUGUAUUGUUUGUCAGCAAGUUUGACUUCAAAACAUUUGUUCCUCAAGGACUCCCAUUUCUUGAACAUAUAAAACUUAUUUUUCUCAUAAUAUGGCAUUUUAUAUGAAUUCACUGUUUUGUCUGGACAUGUGAGUCCAUCAUGGUCUUAGAGUUAAGUGCAUCAACAGUGAAGCUGGUGAAAAAGAAUGAACUGUUACAUCGGAUGUGACAGCCGGCAGUGAUGCUCCUUAUGAUGUUGUGUUGGUUAGCGUGGACUCUUCCAGUGAAAAGCAUACCAGAUUCAAAUGUAGAAUGUUACAAAUCCCUUCCCCUUCACUCCACUUGGGUAGAACUCAUGAUCCAGGUCAAGCUUACUCCCCCAGCAUUACUCUUUACUCAUCGUAAGUAUUUCCCCUAGCUAUGUGUUUUUUUUUUGAUACUCAAAACACUGGAUGUUAUCAAUCCAUUUGCCUGAUUUCACUUAAGAACUGCAGCUCACAUUACUUUUCAAUUUCCUGUACACAUAAUCUUUGGUUAAUGUUCUUUUCAAGUAACAAAAGCAUUUUGUGUUUUAUUUAGUUAUAUUCAGUUGCUGAGUGAAUGGCUAAGUUGAGUUUAGUAUUGCACAUUAUUAGAACCCAUACAAAGUUCUGAUCCAAACAUUUAUCUUUGCUAAGUAUGUGUUUAUUGUGAUUCCUUCUUAUUUUUAUUCUAGAGUUGAUUUCUUGUAUGUAGGUUGCAAUAUUUUAGAAAUAUCAGCAAAGACAAAAUGUCUGGUGAUUUCUGUGAACCUAUGGAAGUGCAUACCACUGCUGAGAAGUGGAGGGGGGAAAGAGAUAUUGACUGUACCUGGAUAUUAGCCUACCCCUUUAUAAGAUGGGUCAUCACCCAAUGAUGGAAUAUUUGUAUGUGAAAAACUCUGUUUAAACAUUUUUUUAGGCUAAAGUGUUAUCAUUUAAUCUAGAAAGCUCUUUAUUACUGUCUGUUAAACUGUGUCAUAAAACUUGCUGUUCUGUUGUUCAGAUGUUGUGUGCAACCAUGUUGGGUUAAAAUUACUAGUGUUAAACCUUUUUCACUUGAAACUUUUUUGGUAGCUGUGCAGUGACAGUUUCCAAUUGCAGGUAAAAUCAUUUUUAAGUCAGUCUUUCAAUUUCUAUAUUUCUUCAACAAUUUGUGUUAACAGUGAAAAUAUAAAAAAUUAAAAAUAUUCCAAGUUA